Messenger RNA from Pseudonaja textilis, 1672 nucleotides. It is a transcript of the gene LIPG, whose product is annotated as lipase G, endothelial type. NCBI's taxonomy places the organism in Eukaryota, Metazoa, Chordata, Lepidosauria, Squamata, Elapidae. Gene Ontology annotation, biological process: lipid catabolic process. Gene Ontology annotation, molecular function: lipoprotein lipase activity; protein binding. The record is from RefSeq and is a predicted model, not a curated record.
CCAGCCCAGCCCAGCCCCGCCAGCCGAACCAAGCCCUCGCGGUGCCGGAGCGCGGAGAAAGAGCGAUGCGCGCUUGCCUAUCCCUCCUGCCGCUCCUGCUGAGCCUCGGGACCGGUGCUGCUCUCGGACACCGCCUGGGAGCCGCCUCCUCGGAGCGCAGCGAAGAUGCUAGCAUUGCUCAAGUGUUAAAGCUGAGAGAAGAACCAUCCAAAGUUGAGGAUCUACAAGUGAAGUUCAUUGUUCGUACCACCCCAGACCCCGAUCAUCCUGACUGCUACCUCACUGUUGGCCAAGACCAUCUCUUAGAUGAUUGCAACUUCAACGUCUCUGCAAAGACCUUCUUUGUUAUUCAUGGAUGGUCGAUGGGCGGCAUGUAUGAAAGAUGGAUGAACACCCUGGUCUCAGCUCUGCAGGAACGUGAGAAGGAAGCCAACGUGGUGGUGGUGAACUGGCUGUCUCUCGCCCAACAACUCUACACCAUUGCUGUCAACAACACAAGGGUGGUUGGAAAACAACUUGCAGAGCUGCUGGACUGGUUAGAGAACAAGAAGGACUUCCAACUCGAGAAUGUCCAUCUGAUUGGCUACAGUCUCGGGGCCCAUAUUGCUGGCUAUACUGGAAAUUAUGCCCGGGGCACUAUCGGGAGAAUUACAGGCUUGGAUCCAGCUGGACCGAUGUUUGAGGGAGUUGAUCCAAGCAAACGUCUCUCUCCCGACGACGCUGAUUUUGUGGAUGUCUUGCACACGUACACAAGAGAAACGCUGGGCAUCAGCAUUGGGAUCCAGAUGCCUGUGGGUCAUAUCGACAUUUACCCCAAUGGAGGAGACAUCCAGCCAGGAUGCGGCCUUACUGACAUCUUGGGAACGCUCGCUUUAGGGGACAUUGGGGGCCUUGUGAUAUGUGAACACGAGCGGUCAGUGCACCUCUUUGUGGACUCGCUUGUGAACAAGGACAAGCCGAGUUUUGCCUUCCAAUGCACGGAUUCCGGACGCUUCAAGAAGGGCAUUUGCUUGAGCUGUCGGAAGAAUCGCUGCAACAGCAUCGGAUACAACACCAAGAAGAUGAGGAACAAACGCAACAGCAAGAUGUACCUCAAGACAAGGGCUGGCAUGCCUUUCAAAGUUUUCCACUAUCAGCUGAAAAUCCAUGUCUUCAGCUACAAAAGUCUGGGAAAAACUGAACCAGCAUUUUCCGUGACCUUCUAUGGGACCAGUGGAAAUUCUGAACCUCUACCUCUGGAAGUAUCAGAUCAGAUUGGCCUGAACUAUACAAACACCUUCCUGGUCUACACAGGAGAAGAUGUGGGUGAUAUUCUAAGGAUCAAACUCACCUGGGAAAUCACCACUCAGUCCUGGUACAACUUUUGGAGCCAAAUGAAAAAUUACUGGUCCAAGCCUGAUCUCUCAUCCAAAGAACUGCAAAUCAGACGGAUCCGUGUGAAGUCGGGUGAAACUCAGAAGAAGCUUGUGUUUUGUGCAGAAGACCUUGGGAAGACUGACAUAUCUCCUGGUCAAGAACUCUGGUUUGUAAAAUGCCGUGAAGGGUGGCAAAAAUGGAACAGAACAAUACCAGGAUAAGACAGGAAUUGAAAUGCUCUCCUGGAGAAGCCGCUUAGAUCCAUCAGGGGCCAACCCAGCUGGAAAAAACGUUUGCUGCGACUAAAGACAAAAAA